AUGAUCACAGUCAACCCCGAUGGGAAGAUAAUGGUCAGAAGAUGCCUGGUCACCCUGAGACCCUUUCGGCUGUUUGUGCUGGGCAUCGGCUUCUUCACUCUUUGCUUUCUGAUGACAUCUCUGGGAGGCCAGUUCUCUGCCCGGCGCCUGGGGGACUCGCCCUUCACCAUCCGCACAGAAGUGCCAGGUGGCUCUGACUCCCGUGGCGCCCUCCGCAAGAUGAGCGACCUGCUGGAGCUGAUGGUGAAGCGCAUGGACAUGCUGGCCAGGCUGGAGAAUGGCAGUGAGCUGCACCACCCUGCCAGCGUGGCACACUUAGCUGCAGACAGGUUCACCCCUGGGGCUGGCCUCAUUGAAAGGAUCCAGGCCAUUGCCCAGAAUGUGUCUGACAUCGCUGUGAAGGUGGACCAGAUCCUACGCCACAGCCUGAUUCUGCAUAGCAAGGUGUCUGAAGGUCGGAGGGACCAGUGUGAAGCACCCAGUGACCCCAAGUUUCCUGACUGCUCAGGGAAAGUGGAGUGGAUGCGUGCCCGCUGGACCUCUGACCCCUGCUAUGCCUUCUUUGGAGUGGAUGGCACAGAGUGCUCCUUCCUCAUCUACCUCAGUGAGGUCGAAUGGUUCUGCCCCCCGCUGCCCUGGAGGAACCAGACAGCUUUGCGGACAGCCCCCAAGGCCCUUCCCAAAGUCCAGGCAGUGUUCCGGAGCAACCUGUCCCACCUCCUGGAGCUGAUGGGUAGUGGGAAGGAGUCCCUCAUCUUCAUGAAGAAGCGAACCAGGCGGUUCACCGCCCAGUGGACCAAGGCUGCCAGGCACCUGGCACAGAAGCUGGGGGACAUCCGGAGGGACCAGAAACAGAUCCUUGUCCACAUCGGCUUCCUGACAGAGGAGUCUGGGGACGUGUUCAGCCCAAGGGUGCUGAAGGGCGGGCCUCUGGGGGAGAUGGUGCAGUGGGCCGACAUUCUGGCUGCUCUCUACGUGCUGGGCCACAGUCUCCGGAUCACGGUCUCCCUGAAGGAGCUACAGAGUAACUUAGGGGUGCCGCCAGGCCGGGGGAACUGCCCGCUCACCGUGCCUCUGCCAUUUGACCUCAUCUACACGGACUACCACGGCCUGCAGCAGAUGAAGCAGCACAUGGGACUGUCCUUCAAGAAGUACCGGUGCAGAAUCCGAGUCAUCGACACCUUUGGGACGGAGCCAGCGUACAACCACGAGGAGUAUGCUACGCUGCAUGGCUACCGGACCAACUGGGGUUACUGGAACCUUAACCCCAAGCAGUUCAUGACCAUGUUCCCUCACACCCCAGACAACUCCUUCAUGGGCUUCGUGUCUGAGGAGCUUAACGAGACUGAGAAGCAGCUCAUCAAGGACAGCAAGGUCAGCAACAUGGCGGUGGUGUACGGCAAGGAGGCGAGUAUCUGGAAGCUCCAGGGCAAGGAGAAGUUCCUGGCCAUCCUGAACAAGUACAUGGAGAUCCAUGGCACUGUGUACUACGAGAGCCAGCGGCCCCCCGAGGUCCCUGCCUUUGUGAAGAACCACGGCCUCCUGCCACAGCCUGAGUUCCAGCAGUUGCUGCGUAAGGCCAAGCUCUUCAUAGGGUUCGGAUUCCCCUAUGAGGGCCCAGCACCGCUGGAGGCCAUCGCCAAUGGCUGCAUCUUCCUUCAGUCUCGCUUCAGCCCACCCCACAGCUCCCUCAACCACGAGUUCUUCCGGGGCAAGCCCACCUCCAGGGAGGUGUUCUCCCAACAUCCCUACGCAGAGAAUUUCAUUGGCAAGCCUCACGUGUGGACUGUCGACUAUAACAACUCAGAGGAGUUUGAAGCAGCUGUGAAGGCCAUCAUGAACACCCAGGUAGACCCUUAUCUGCCCUAUGAAUAUACAUGUAUGGGGAUGCUGGAACGGAUCCACGCCUACAUCCAGCACCAGGACUUCUGUGCAGGUCCAAGCCCAGUCCCGCCAGGGGCCCACACCGCCCAGAGUCCCUUUGUCUUAGCCCCCAAUGCCACCCAUCUCGAGUGGGCCCAGAACAUCAGCUCGAUGGCGGGAGCCUGGCCCCCUACCCACUCUCUGCGGGCCUGGCUGGCAGCCCCUGGGAGGGCCUGCACAGAUGCCUGCCUGGACCACGGGAUGGUGUGCGAACCCUCCUUCUUCCCCUAUCUCAACAGCCAAGAUGCAUUCCUCAGGCUGCAGGUGCCCUGUGACAGCACAGAGUGGGAGAUGCAUCACUUGUACCCCGCCUUUGCCCAGCCCGGCCAAGAGUGCUACCUACAGAAAGAGCCGCUGCUCUUCAGCUGUGCCGGAGCCAGCACCAAGUACCAGAGGCUCUGCCCCUGCCGUGACUUCCUCAAGGGCCAGGUGGCCUUGUGCCAGGGCUGCCUGUGAGGCCGGAGGCCACCCUGCCAGCGUCUGCCCAUCCCCGGUUGGCAAGCACCAGCACUUUCUCCUGGCUGCAGCCAUGCUCACUGCCAAGGGCAGGAAGAGGCGGCUGAGGAGGCAGCAACUAAAGCCUGAGCUCCAUCCUAGGAGGCUCCUUGCCCUCCCCACAGGACUCGCGGCCAAGCAGAUGGGCUGACCUACCUGUCUGGUGGGCCCAGGAGCACGCGAAUGGAGGCCCCUUGCUUUCUGAGGUCUGGAUCAGCUGGUGACAUGACCCUGGCCGUUCUUGGGCCCAGGAUAGGCCUUCUGAUCAACAAGUCUGGGAACAUGGCCAUGCUGCCCCGCCUAGUUCGCCGGAGGUGUCAAGGGACGGGGACCGGGCCGCAGCCACGCUUGCUGUGAGGACCACGUCCUCUUCUUAUGAUGCUGCAGCAGCUCAUGCAGGGCCAGUGUUUGGCCUGCAGUUGUUUGGGGUGGACAAAGGGCAGAGAACUUGGGGAGGCUGGGAGAGGGACCCUGUCCUCCUAGUCCACCCUCCCUGUUCCUCACUCCUGCUUCCUCCAGCAGCCUUCACUUUGGGCCUCUUCUGAGACACGUUCUGGCAUGAUCUGCGGCUGGUCCACAGCCUCCAUCUCUGCCCCUCCAGGGGCUACCUCCACCACAGCCUCUGACAACAGGCCCAGACCCCACCAAGGCAUCCUCUGCAGGCUCUGACACCACCCUGACCUUCCAGCAUCUCAUGCUGGCCAGGCUGGGACGAAGUUUCACCCAUGGUACACUGGCUGGUUCUGGUUGCACAGGUCUACCAGACCUUCCAUGACUCCCACCCAUCAGGCCCCUCUUGGUCACUCCCUCCUGCUUCCCACAGCCUCAGGCCACUUCCAGACUUCGGUACCCAUCUCUGUGUGGCAUGCCCACCUCCAGUCCAGGGCGACCCUUCCCUCUCCCACCCCCAGGGCCUGCCGAAUCCAGCCAGGCCUCCGAGAACACUGCCACGGCCUAUGUGUGGCCUGCCCCCAGCCUCAUGAAGGCAGGCUCCCCUGGGCCCAGACAGUUGUGAGAAGGGACCAGCCUGCCUGGGACUUGCUGGUGCCCCCUGGCCUGGUUGGCCCCUGUGAUUCCGAGGAUCUGACUGCCAGAGGAAAGCAAUAG
Molecule: messenger RNA, 3525 nt
Organism: Peromyscus eremicus (cactus mouse)
Lineage: Eukaryota; Metazoa; Chordata; Mammalia; Rodentia; Cricetidae
Gene: Mgat5b
Product: alpha-1,6-mannosylglycoprotein 6-beta-N-acetylglucosaminyltransferase B
Exons: 18
Coding region: 1-2379 (792 amino acids)
Biological process (GO): protein N-linked glycosylation
Cellular component (GO): Golgi apparatus
Molecular function (GO): alpha-1,6-mannosylglycoprotein 6-beta-N-acetylglucosaminyltransferase activity
Source: RefSeq, a predicted model, not a curated record